UUCUCACCUAUGCGAGGUUGAGCUGUGAGCAUGACGAGGGUACAUUUUACUUUCGUAAUAACAGUUGCUUUCAUAACCGGAAUCCAUAUCGUUCAUGCACAUUUUUGUAGAAAAGAUGACCGAAUUGUUACCAGGAAUGACCACGAAGUCUGCACAUUUUCUCAACACAUCGAGAACGACUGCAAGUCUGCAGGUCCAUUUUAUUUCGGAACGGAUGUAGUGCCGAAUAGCCUUACAACAAAAUGUGUGGUAAUGAACCAUACGAUUACAUGCAGC
Cylicocyclus nassatus is the source of this 276-nucleotide messenger RNA. NCBI's taxonomy places the organism in Eukaryota, Metazoa, Nematoda, Chromadorea, Rhabditida, Strongylidae. The record is from the annotation of a GenBank genome assembly.